This is a messenger RNA of Jaminaea rosea, 774 nucleotides long. RefSeq names its product yippee-like protein. Lineage: Eukaryota; Fungi; Basidiomycota; Exobasidiomycetes; Microstromatales. The record is from RefSeq and is a predicted model, not a curated record. Gene Ontology annotation, cellular component: ubiquitin ligase complex. The coding region runs from base 213 to 548 and encodes 111 amino acids. The transcript has 2 exons.
CAUCCUCCCUAUCGCAUCCGUUACCUACCAUCGUCUGAAGAGCCAUCGCAGCAAACCAGCUGCAUCGUUGCUGGUCGUCUAGACCAAGCGAUUGGUAGACGCCGUCAUUGUCAGCCUCGCAAGCCAGCCUGCUCCCACCCACCCUCAUCCUGCUGACCUUGAGCCAUCAAGGAGCUCGUAUCUCCCUCGCAUCCCCUCCUUGCACACACAACAUGGGUAUGCGCCACCCCACCUUCCUCCUCUCUCACAAACGAGUGUAUGGCUGUGGGACCUGCCACUCUCACCUGUCCACCGAGGAGUGCAUCGUCUCCCGCCAGUUCAAUGGUCAACACGGCAAGGCUUACCUGUUCGAUCAGGUUGUCAAUGUGUACUUUGGGGAUGCGGAGGACAGGCAUAUGACGACUGGGAUGCACACAGUCAGAGACAUCAGGUGUAGGAAGUGCGCAGCCGUGUUAGGGUGGAAGUAUGACCGAGCUUUCGUUCAGACGGAGAAGUACAAGGAGGGCAAGUUCAUCCUUGAGAAGAACAUCAUGGUCGAUGUGCAGUAGACGGUGUGCGCUCGUCUCCACUCUGUUCCCUACUUCUUGUGGCCAACAUCCAUCUCUACUUGAUUCUCAGCCUCACAUCUGCCCGCACCUUGACUGACUCCUAUUGAGCGUGUGGUAUUACAGAUGAAGACGAAACCGAAUCGAGACCCUUUCCUCAGCUAUCAUCCCUACAACCCCUCCGCGAUCGUCGCCGGCACAUCCGCAGCGUACAGCCUGGUAUACAUGC